CGACUAAAUUCGUUCAUAUGUGUGUCACUUCAUAGUGGAUGCUACCCGACCUCCUCACAAGGGGACUGGUCACGUUAUCCUCUAAUCAUUCCUUAGUACAGUACCUUCCUCGCCGCUCGCCCUCGUGGAUACGCGUGAUCCCGCUCUGCCACUCUGCCGAUCAAAAAGGUGUCUCAAAAAAGACUGUUUGCUACCAGAAGGAAAGUCGUACACCACGGACAAUUCCGUUUCUUUCUCUUUGCCAUAUCGGAGCAUAAAGAUGGCGAAUGGGAAAGAACGGUCAUCUCCCGAGAAAAGCCCUCCUUCUCCUUUCUUCCAUCCGUCCGGCCUUCAAACGGAACACUUUCGACGCUCACCCCCGUAUCUGGAAGGAAGCCUUUCCGAGUCGCCUAAAAAUUCCGUCGCCAGAAAAGUCGAUGGAUAGUCUGUUCCAUGACCUUUCCCUGUACUUUUUCCUAGCAGAAAACUUUGCGGCCGGUGCUCCCGACUCAACCAUAGCAUGCGAGGUCCGAUUCCGACUGGUCGGACCUUCUCUGUGUGGCCGUGCUGUCACUCCGUCCAUCUUGACCCACACAUCACGCCUUUUCUUUCCUCUGAUCCAUUGGAGAGAUCUUACUAGGCAGUAUGUUCAAUAAGCACCCAAG
This is a messenger RNA of Stereum hirsutum FP-91666 SS1, 644 nucleotides long. RefSeq lists its product as uncharacterized. The transcript has 3 exons. The record is from RefSeq and is a predicted model, not a curated record. The coding region runs from base 260 to 424 and encodes 54 amino acids. NCBI's taxonomy places the organism in Eukaryota, Fungi, Basidiomycota, Agaricomycetes, Russulales, Stereaceae.